Messenger RNA from Ostrea edulis (European flat oyster), 537 nucleotides. RefSeq lists its product as uncharacterized. Bases 1 to 537 code for a protein of 178 amino acids. The transcript has 4 exons. The record is from RefSeq and is a predicted model, not a curated record. NCBI's taxonomy places the organism in Eukaryota, Metazoa, Mollusca, Bivalvia, Ostreida, Ostreidae.
AUGUUCCUUAAAAAUAAUUUUGGUAUAAAUUUACAUUAUCACAGUGACGCAACCAAAUCCACAGAUUCGUUUUCGGAGUUUGAGGAGAUGUGGUUACAAAUGGGGGAGGACUUAGAAAAGUCAGCAUUCGGACCUCCUUACAUUCCAACCCCUCCCUCUCCAAGCUACCAUACAACAUUUAGGACAAUUGCUAAAGAAGAUGAGUCAUUAAAAAGACCCUCAAGUCCUACACCAGAAAACCAGGUUGACAGCAGUAGUUCUGAUGCAGGCAGAUUCAGUCACGUGGAAGACUCCAUUCUGACUAAUCUGAGGAGAACAAACCCUGUAAAAUUACAACAGCUGGAAAACAGAAUGAGGGAACCAGGCCUAGGACAAGUCACGGUCUCAGAUUUUAAAGAACAGUUUGAAAUUGUACAGAGUCUGAUGACCAGAGUUGAAAACGAUUGUGCGCAAAUGAAGAUAAUCAUGAACUUCAUUGAAGACACCUUGAUUAAAAAAAAGAGCUGUGUAAAAAGGGUCAAGUUCACGACCUUGUAG